Molecule: messenger RNA, 2118 nt
Organism: Dioscorea cayenensis subsp. rotundata (Guinea yam)
Lineage: Eukaryota; Viridiplantae; Streptophyta; Magnoliopsida; Dioscoreales; Dioscoreaceae
Product: serine/threonine protein phosphatase 2A 57 kDa regulatory subunit B' kappa isoform-like
Exons: 2
Coding region: 426-1943 (505 amino acids)
Biological process (GO): signal transduction
Cellular component (GO): protein phosphatase type 2A complex
Molecular function (GO): protein phosphatase regulator activity
Source: RefSeq, a predicted model, not a curated record
AAAAUGGCAUGGAAAAGGGAGGAAUCCGUAAAACCACUUCCGACCCCACCAUCGUCCCUCUUCUCGAGAACCCCUCUCGAGAUCCAAUUCGAGAUGUCUCCGAUGUCCGCAAGAGAGAUCGCUCAUCCUCCUUGACGCAAUCUUCUCCAUCGACGGACGACAUUGCUAUGAUUCCUGAAGAGAUCUUUCUUCUUCUUCUUCGUUUAUACAAAUCCUGAGGUUUCUAUCGAUGCAGGUAGGGCUAAGUUUUUUGGGUCCAAAUCCUGCCGGCAUCGCUGAAAUUUAGGGUUUUUUUUAUGUUAUUAUGAGAAAAGGUGGCUUUUUUUUGUGUAUAUUUUGUUUGCCAUUCGAAAACUUAAGGUUCUUAAGGGAGAUCUAGGCCUUGUUUGGUGAUUUUUAGGGUUUCUGGUUUGAUUUCACUCACAAUGUGGAAGCAAUUUCUUAGCAAAUUGCCGAGAAAAGCGUCGAAAUCCGAUGCCGGUUCUGAUUCCUCGCCGUGCAAUCCCUGUGACAAUUCGUCGAGCUCUGGGGCCGGCGGCAACACUGCGUUGUCAAACCGUGCCGCGGCGGUGAAGCGGAUGUCUUCCGCCAUCUUCCCCUCCAGCAUCGUCGCCGGGAUUGAGCCUUUGUUGUCCUUCAUGGACGUCCCAAGCACCGAAAAGCAGAAUCUUUUCUUCAGCAAGGUGGAUGUUUGUUGUGUUGUUUUCGAUUUUUCUGAUCCUAAUAAGAAUUCUGCUGAAAAAGAUCUAAAGCGCCAGGCUUUGAUUGACCUUGUGGAUUAUGUAAAUGCCGGCACCAUGAAAUUCACAGAGCCAAUGAUCAUUGCAAGCUGUAGAAUGUUUGCUAUUAACUUGUUUAGAGUCUUCCCUCCCAAAUGCCGAUCAAAUUCCUCAUCCGGUGGCGGUGAGAAUGAUGAGGAUGAGCCUAUGUUUGAUCCUGCAUGGUCACAUUUGCAAAUAGUGUAUGAUUUACUUCUCAAGUUUGUUUCCUCGACCUCUCUUGAUUCAAAAAUUGCGAAGAAGUAUGUAGAUCACACAUUUAUAUUGAGUUUGCUUGAGCUGUUUGAUUCAGAGGAUCCAAGAGAGAGGGACUGCUUGAAGACAGUUUUGCAUAGGAUUUACGGGAAGUUCAUGACACAUCGGGCCUUCAUCCGUAAAGCGGUGAGCAAUAUCUUCUAUCGGUUUGUCUUUGAGACAGAGAGGCACAACGGGAUCGCCGAGUUGUUAGAAGUUUUUGGAAGUGUGAUUAGUGGUUUUGCAUUGCCACUUAAGGAGGAGCAUAAGGUUUUUCUAUGGAAGGCUUUGAUCCCUCUCCAUAAACCAAAGAUGGUAGGUGUUUAUCUACAGCAAUUAACAUACUGCAUCACUCAGUUCAUAGAAAAAGAGCCCAAGUUGGCGAGCAAUGUUAUCAUGGGAUUGUUGAAGUAUUGGCCGGUGACAAGUAGUCAGAAAGAACUCAUGUUUCUCGGUGAAUUAGAAGAGGUCUUGGAAGCCAUUAACAUGGCAGAGUUUCAGAAAUGUAUGGUUCCCUUGUUCCGACGAAUUGGUUAUUGCCUCAACAGUUCCCAUUUUCAGGUCGCUGAGCGAGCUUUGUUUCUAUGGAAUAACGAUCACUUGAUAAACCUGAUAGCUGAAAACCGACAAGUUAUACUGCCUUUAAUCAUCCCUGCUUUGGAGAGGAAUGCCCGGCAUCACUGGAACCGAGCGGUUCUGAAUGUUACAUUGAAUGUCAGGAAGAUGUUCUCAGAAAUGGACGAGGAGCUCUUUGCAACAUGUCAGAGCAAGUUUGAGGAGGAGGAAGAGAAUCGAAUGGCUAGCGAAGAGAAGCGAAGAAAGAGAUGGGAGCGUCUCGAGCACGCAGCGUCCUUUCAACAAGUGACUGGAAACACGGCUCUUCUUGCGCCCAUUGUUGCAGUUCCUCCUCUUGCCGCCACUCCCGCCUAGUUACCAUUCUUUGUUUUGAGUUCAUGAUGCUCGAUGUGGCUUGGCGAUCUAUUUUAUUUGGGGAAUUGUUGUUUGUAGUUUAUUCUCUUACGAUCAGUACCAAAGCUUUGAUGCUGAUGUUGGAUCUUGGUUGCCCCAUCAUUUUAUAUAAUUAUGAAUUUGUGUUCUCACUUCU